This is a messenger RNA of Cervus elaphus (red deer), 5670 nucleotides long. RefSeq names its product transmembrane protein with metallophosphoesterase domain (gene TMPPE). The record is from RefSeq and is a predicted model, not a curated record. Gene Ontology annotation, molecular function: hydrolase activity. The transcript is spliced from 2 exons. Lineage: Eukaryota; Metazoa; Chordata; Mammalia; Artiodactyla; Cervidae. The coding region runs from base 716 to 2050 and encodes 444 amino acids.
GCGGAGGUCCUGGGACCCCGAGGCACGCCCGGCUCCCGGGGAAGCUCAGGCAGUGGGCCGGCCUUCCCGUCGCGGGCGGGCGGGGCGGGGCGCGCGUCCUUACCAGCAGCUCUGUCGCUCGUGAGUUCCGCUCCUGCCGCCUCUGUCGCCGAGAGCCACUUCCUUAUCGGUGCAACCGAGGGCUGAGAUGAGGUGCUUUCCAGCUUUGCGGGUUUCCGGGAGUGGGAUUCUGAGCAGCGCGCGUUCUUGGAGGGCGCCGGAGGCUCGGGCUUGGCGCGCCUCGCUUGCCUGCGCUCUGCGGUGCGCUCCGGAAGGAGAAUAGUGGGGUCAGGAGAGGCCCCAGCAGUGGGAACAUUGGAUUAAUUACCUUCGGGGUGUUCUCUUUGAGGACGUCUCUUGCCCGUGUCGCCACUUCCCUCCGCCUACUUUUAAAGCUUGGGUUUUUCAAAGCUUCAGCGUUUGACGGUGGGCAAGGGGCAGGCUGCAGGUGGCCGCCAGCGCUGCUGUAGGGAGGUCUGGCCGGGCGAGGUGUGCGCUGGGGCGGGGCGGGGAAGGGGGGAGUCGUGCACUAUUGCGGGAGGACAGCCUCAGUCCGGCAGAGCUAAGGCGGAGCUGACCUGGAAACCUGUCCUUGGCCACUGUCCUAUCUAAGGAACUCACCUUCCAGAGCUCGCCCGCACAGAGCUGGCGGGGUGUCCGCUUAGGAGCAGAGGCAAUGGCGAUCUUCAGGCAGCUGUCCCUGGGCGCAAAGGCCGCCCUGGCUGCCGGCACUGUCUUCGUGUCCAUGGUUGUCUCCCGGUCCUACCUGGCGGAGAGCCUGGAGUUCAGGGCCUGGAGAUGCCUGUUCCGCCUGCAGCUCGCCCUGUUUGCCAACUCGCUCAUGCUCCUCGGCUCCAUCUACAUCUGGCGUAGCACCGUCAGCAAUCUCAGGCAUUCCCCGGCUGCAGAGUCAGCCUGCUUCCAGCUCUGGAAGAUGAUCGUCGCGGCCUUCCUGGCCCUGGCGCAUUCCAGCUUCUUCACCAUGAUCUUUCUAGUGGCCGAGGAGCCCUAUCUCUUUUCCCUGGUUGCCUACACCUGCCUUGGGGCGUAUGUCAUCAUGCUCUGCUUCCUCUGUGUCCUCAGCGGCAUGGAGCAGGCCUACCAGCUCCUGGCCUGGCGCGCCGGCAGGGCGGUGGGCAGCCUUGACAAGACCAGGAAGCUGGCCCUCCGGCCGGCACUGGUGGUGGUGGUAACCACGGUGCUCAGCGUGGUGGGGCUGCUGAACGCCGCCCAGCCCCCAGCGGUGACCACUGUGGAGGUGCCCAUGCAUCGGCUGCACCCCUCCAUGAACACCCUCAAGAUCGUGCUCCUCUCGGACAUCCACCUGGGCCCCACGGUGGGCAGGACCAAGAUGGACAUGUUUGUGAGGAUGGUGAACACGCUGGAGCCGGACGUCACGGUGAUCGUGGGCGACCUGUGCGAUUCCGAAGCCUCUGUCCUGCGCACCGCUGUGGCUCCUCUGGGCCAGCUGCGUUCACGCCUGGGCACCUACUUCGUCACGGGCAAUCACGAGUACUACACGUCAGAUGUCAGCAACUGGUUUGCACUGCUGAUGUCCCUGAACGUCCAGCCCCUCCACAAUGAGAACGUGAGGAUUUCUGCCACCGGGGCCCACAGUGAGGAUGACGACUGGAUCUGCCUGGCUGGGGUGGACGACAUCGAAGCGAACAUCCUGCACUACACUGGCCAUGGCAUGGAUCUGGAGAAGGCCCUGGAGGGCUGCAGCCCGGACCACCCCACCAUCCUGCUAGCUCACCAGCCCCUGGCUGCCAAGAGAGCCCUCCAGGCCCGGCCAGAUAUUAACCUGAUCCUUUCUGGGCACACGCAUGCUGGGCAGAUCUUCCCCUUGAACGUGGCAGCCUAUCUCCUGAACCCCUUCUUUGCUGGUCUCUACCAGGUGGCCAAGUCUACAUUUGUAUAUGUGAGCCCAGGCACGGCCUAUUAUGGGAUACCCAUGCGUCUGGGCAGCCGGGCAGAAAUUACCCAGCUCAUCCUGCGGCCCGCCCCCUGACCCCACCCCUGCCUGCCCCCUGUCCACCUGCCUCCUCAUUGCCCUUGUCCUCUGUCCCCAUCCCUCUGCAGGGCAGGCCGCCCAUCUACCCCCUCCAGCCUCCCCUGCCAACCCACACUUGUCACAAGACUGGCUGGCACCGUGAUCUGUGCUGAGGCUGCCUGGCAAGUCCAGGGAGGUUAACUCUGCAGAUGACCACCUGCUUUUUCAUAUGCAUUUGUGAGGCCACUCAAGUAACAUGUGUAAGGACGGGCAUCUAUUUUCCAAAUGAUGUGAAGUAAGCCCUUCUCUGCAGAACUCACAAGGAUGUCCUGAAAACAGGGGUUGCUGAAUAGCGAUGCCUCUGGCAAGUGGAACAGCGAAGGGACUCUUGGUGUUCUAAAAAUCUUCUUUCGAGCCUAAGCAGUUUCCAGAAAUCAGUGAUCCUGAGCUUUCUGGGGAAGGGGCAGUGGGGCUAGGUAAUCUGGGAGAACAGGCAAGAUGGAGGCCCCUCUGGCUGCUGGAAAGGUUUACUUUUCCCUCUUGAUUCUAUCAGAGUCACCUUUACUGAGAGCACCAGCCAAACCGUCUGGAAUACGGGGUCCCUCCUGUUCCUCUGGGCCCUGAUUGAUGCUCUCUAACUGGCUGCUGGACCUUUGGGAUUGGGGGUGGAGUGGAGGGAUGUGAGCACCACAAGAUGAAGGUCAUGGUGCUGCUGCCUAGAAUUCAGAGGGUGUUUGCCAACCUUGACUCCAUUUGUAUUACAACACUUGGAUGGAGUGAUUCGGGACAGACAACUUGCCCUUGCUGAGCGAUGAGGAAACUAAGGCAAAGGGAAGUUAGGGCACUGGCAACAUUGCAAGGGUUGUGGGAGAUUCUGGGCUGAGAGCCAGGUUUCCGCCUCCCAACAGAAGUGUUCUUCCCACUGCCUGAAUCCUUACAGGUGAGAACGGGAUUCAAACACAAGUAACAGUAUCGAGAAGGGCCUGGAACCUGAUGUCCUUUCCAAGUGCUCUCCUUGAGGCUGAUUUCAGUCCAUCAUAACUACAUGGGCCGGCCCUGGAACGGGGUUAGACAGUUUCAAUUCAGGGCAACUGUUAUAUGGGAGGGACAGCCAGGAAACUGAGGACCACACCCUCCACCCCAGGUUGGAGGUUCGCGCUCUCCCAAUGCGAGGUUAAGGCUUGCAUCGGGAGUGGCCAGGGCCUUUCCUCCCUGGGGGUCCUGGCUUUGGGAUGCUGGGCUAUCUUUCCUCUCCAGCUGAACCCAUCAGAGUUACCCUUGCGCUUUGGUCAUGGAACCAGAAGGCCAUCCCUCUGCUGGAUCCACAGAAAAAGAGGCAGGGGUCAAUAUGUCUGGAGCAGCCCUGACCCCACUGGCUGGCCUCUGUGCCAGAGACAGGGGACCCUGUGACCGUGGGCUAGCAGUAAAUCCUGAUAGAAAAGGCCUCAGUGGGAAUCUUUCUGUGAUCUCUGCCCCGGGGGCAGGCGGGGGGGGGGGGGGCGCUCCUCACCUUCCUGCUCACUUGUCAGGCAGCACUGGGCAAACUUGACGUAACUGAGCCUCAGUUUCCCUCACCCUGAAAUGAGGAUAAUUACUGUGUGUACCUCAAGAUUGUUUUGAGGGGAGGGUAUUAAAACACGGUGAAAACAAAAACACAAAACACGUGCUGCAACAGUUGCCAGGGCUCGGUCACAAGGAAGCACUCGAUGUUGCUAAUUUUAAAGCAUCCCAUGGGGCGUGCAGUGGUGCUGUUGGUCCCAGGUGCCCAGAGAAAUUGUGGAGCAGCCACUCCUAGGGAAUGGGAGUGGGUGCCAUGCCCAGGGGCUUGUCAGAGCGGCAGCUGCUGGCGUUGCUUUCCUCUGCCUCUCUGCCUGCUUUUGUCUCCCUGUGUACACUCCGCCUGGCCAGGGCAUUUCUCCAUUUCCCCAGGCAAGUGUCAUUUGCUUCUCUUCUUGGUCAGUGGAACCCUGGGGGAUCCUGGAGACCACCUCCCUUGUUUCCAGGCAGCCAAUAUGUUGACAGCCGGCCUUCCAGGCAAGUUUAAAAUGCAUCUUUGUGUGGAGAUUUCAGUGGUUUCCUUCCUGUUUACCCCCUGUAUUUAAUCGUCCUUACAGUCAGGAUUAUGUUUGGAGAAAAACUUAUCUAGAAGCAAGGAAGGGACCCUGGAGAGCCUUCCUUUGAACACAUUUUGCAGAUGGUGGGGUCGUGGGAGGGGGAAGUGUUUUGCCCUGGGCAGCGCCCAGCUCAGCUCCAGUUCUCUGACUCCCUUCUCCGUGGCAUCACUCAAGCUCCCCGCCUCUCCCCGUCUCAGAAAGGUCGCUCUCCCAAACCCCCUCACUCUCGUACCUGACCCCAGCUGGGACCCCUGGCUCUCUGACUCGCUUGUUUGGAUCCCCCCAGUCUAUGUCAGUUCUGCCAUUUGUCUUCCACCUUAUGGUGCAACAGGCCGUGUGUGUCUCUCUUGCUGCAACAAUUGUUAUUUCACUGAUUUCUUCACUGGGUAUCUUUCCGGCGCCUGAGCUGGAUGGGAUUUACUUGCGUCAGUCCUGUUUUCAUCUUGCAUCUUUGUCUCUUCUCCUCUGCUUGAGUGCCAGUAUUUUUUGAUCUUGUGCCCUGUCAUCCUUAUUCUGGGGUCCUUGGUUGAUGGAUUCCUGUCUUAACAGAAACAGGGCAGGUGCAUCUUCUGUGCCCAAGGAAUAGUCAGCAACACCCUCUCACGCUUGGUUUGUGUUCCUUGAUUUUAUGGUGGAAGUUUUCCGAGCAGGGAUUUCUCCAUUUCUCUUCAGAUAUGGUCGGAGGGGCAUGUGUGGUUUGCUCUCCAUGGCCCCCGGGCGCCUAUAUUCCCCCGUUCUUUGCUCAUUUACUGUCUUUGAUUUAUUUGUUGCCAGGGGAGGUGGUGAGAAACAUUUACUUGAAGCUUGAAAAUGCUUUCAAUUGCAUUCUAGUUUUUUUUUUUUUUUAUCUGUUAAAUGCAAGUUAAACAAAAAACUUUCUAAAAAUUAACAGUAGCAUGUGUAGUAUGAUACUAUUGUUAGAAAAUCCCCUUACAUUUAUCCUUCUGCUGUUCAUUCCAGACAUCCAUCCAUCCAUCCAUCCUUUUCCCGUCUUACUUUGUUUAUUCUCUUUAAAGCCUUUUACUGGGAAAAUUUGAAAGUAUUCAUGAAGUAGAGAAAACAGCAACUGAGCUCCCAUGUGCCCGUCACCCAGCUUCAACAUUUAUGACUGACUAUUCCACUGUUCUUUCUCAUCUACACCAGCCCCACACUCUUUGUUUUUGUCUGGAGCAUAUUAAGACAAAUCUUAGAAAAUAUGAUUUCACCCUAAAAUACUUCAGUAUGAAUCAAUUUUUAACAAGUAUAUCCAUAAUGCUAUUGUAUCCGACGAAAUUCACAGUAAUUCUUUAAUAUCAUCUAAUACCUAGUUAGGAGACUGGGGGCUAGAAGCUGUAAUAGGUCUUCUACCUCUUAAUAAGAGUGUUUUUUCCACUGUCUGAGGAUUAAGUAGCUAUAUCUAUUAUAGGUAAGUAUAGGAUUCAAAUGCAGUUAACUGGAUAAGGAUUAGUUUUCAGGGUUUUUUUUUUUAUUAUUAUUUCAAUUGUCUUUUGUGUGUGUGAUUUAAAAAAAACACAUAACGUAAAA